AUGGACGAACGUUUGCUGAACGAUCUACUGGAAUGUUCCGUGUGCCUGGAACGGCUGGAUUCCUUGUCGAAAGUGCUGCCUUGCCAGCAUACCUUCUGCCGGAAAUGUCUCGAGGAAAUCGUUGCCAGCCACCAGGAGCUGCGCUGCCCGGAGUGUCGCGUCCUGGUCGAGGUGCGAAUAGACGAGCUGCCGCCAAACGUGCUACUGAUGCGUAUCCUCGAAGGCAUGAAAACCGCGGAGCUAAACAACCAGAACACGAAUCAGAACGCCACCAGCAACAACAAACCCACGGGCAAUCGCAAUCAAUCACAGGGAGCCUCACCGCCAACGGGUGGAGGCAACUAUCAGCAACCGCCGCCGCCACCGCAGCAGCAACAUCCAUCAUCGGGCGGUGCUAAAAUAGGUAAAUCGUUAGCCCCGGGUGCGGCUUCCGGCCAGGCAACGGAGCAAGGGCAACCGCAUCCCCAGCACCACCACCAACAGCAGCAGCACCACCAUCAGCCCCUGUCGCGCAUAAUUGGCUCCAAUGCUUCGUCGGGCACGACCAACAGCAGCUCGCUGGACCUUUCCAAGAUCCCACACGCGAAAGCGUUCUACGAUUUUUCCUCCAGUGAAACCAGUGAUAUUAGUUUCCGCAAGGGUGACAUCAUAAUUCUCAAGAAGAAAAUCGACCACAACUGGUGCGUGGGAGAGGUGAACGGAAAGGUGGGCGCGGUGCCGCUGAAUCACAUCAAGGUGCUGGUCCCGCUGCCGUUCCCGCAGUGCAAGGCUCUGUACGACUUUCGCAUGGGACCAACCGAGGAGGAAGGCUGCCUGACGUUCAAGAAGGGCGCCAUUAUCCAUGUGCUGCGGCGCGUCGACCAGAACUGGGCCGAAGGGCGGAUAGCGGACAAGAUUGGCAUCUUUCCGAUUUCGUUCGUCGAGAUGAACGGGCUAGCGAAGCAUCUGAUGGACUCGUCCCUGAAGCAUCUGUUGGGAAACAACUCCAAUCGUACCGUUCCUCCGACGCCGUUUGAUUUGAAUGCGAGCGCGACGAGUAGCAGCGACACGAGCUCGAGUGUGACCACUAGCCCCAACUCGUCGACGAGUACCACGAGCUCCAAUUCCAGCACGGCUCCGAGCAGCCCAACGGCACACUUCCUACAGCAGCAGCAGCAGCAACAGCAGCAACCUACCGGAGCUUCCCAGGCCGCUACCAAGUCCAAGUCCCAGCACCAUCAUCAGCAUCAUCGAUCCGAUCCGGUGAAUCGGGAAAAGCGUCACUCACUCACGACGGCCACCUUUGCUGCGGCCGGUGGAUCAGCCUCCGCCGGAGCACUGCAAACUUCCCAUCCCGUCGCGCACCGACAUUCGAGCGAAAUGUUGAACCAUGAUGGUGUCACCGCGGAAGGUGCCACCACCGCCGCUGGGACCAACACGUCAGCUGCGUCACCUGCAGCAGCCGCAACAUCCACUGCCGCGUACCAGAAGUGCAACCUGACGAAAGCUAGUCAAAUGUACCACCAGCACCCACAGCUGCCCGCAACGUACGUUGCCCUCUAUCCGUACAAGCCGCAGAAACCGGAUGAAUUGGAGCUUAAAAAAGGAUCGAUUUACUACGUUACGGAGCGAUGCCAGGAUGGUUGGUUCAAGGGAUCCAACUGGCAGAAGAAAUCCGGUGUGUUUCCCGGUAAUUACGUUGCGAUCCACAAGGGAAGGGACGGUGGCACGUCUGGAAGCCGCUCGGCAAACGCUGGCUCGAGCGGGAAGCAAAACACCGUUGCCAGUCCGUCCGGACAACUAGGAACGUCGGUGUCGAACUGUGCAGCUUCCGGUGCCGUGACGCCAUCCAAUGGAUCAUCCUCCUCCUCCGCUCAUCAGCAGCAGUCACUUCUGUUGCAGCUUCCGGAAUUGCCACCUCGCAACACAGCAGCACAGCCGCAGGCGCAAGGAAUGAAGUACAUUGACUCAAUCUUUGGCCGGCAAGGAUCCCACGAUGGUGGCGGAGGUUCACCAAGUAACGAGCCACAGGCCACAGGGACGUUGGAAACCGGUGCCACGACCACCACUCCGACGUCUGCGUCGGUCGCUUCUACUCCGACGACUACGCCGACCUCGGGAAAGGUGAAGAAAGAUUCAUCGGCCGUCAGUCUGAUGAAGCGAUUGACCAACAUGAAGCGUUCCAAGUCACCGACGGGCGCCGGGUGCUCAGGUGGAACAACCAACCCGGCGUACACCAGCGACGGAUCACUGUUCGAUGAGAUGGCAAGCAACUCUCCGACCGGGGCUGGGGGGGCUAAGUUGGCGAAGGCAAACUUCCAGCAAAUCGUAAACCCGGUCCACGUUCGAUCCGGUUCCUGUCCCAGUCAACUGCUGCAAAACCUGCCCAUGGAUCUGGCACUGAACGGUGGCGGGCUUCCAUCACAUUCCCAUCAAACGUCGCAUCAUCAUCAGCAACAGAAUCUGGUGGCUUCGCUGAUGGCUUCGCGGGUUGAAAACGGAACCACACCCCUGAUGUACGGCUCGCAGCGUAUCAAGCCGCACAAAGAACGUCCUUCGAUGCAUGGCUUUAAAUACGGGGACCACAACGCGGGGAUCGUAACGGCCACCGCGAAACACAUCGCGCAUGAAGCGCCAGCCGCGACGUCGCAUCACGCCGGCAAACAGCAAACGCAGAUUUAUCACCGCAAAUCGCAAUCUCUCGACGCUUCGGCAAUUAUCUCACAGCUUGGCCCCGGCCAGCAGCACAGCUCGGCGGCGGCCAUGACUGGCUCUUCGGGCAACAUGAACGGUGGAACGCCUUCGAAAUCUUCUUCUAAAUCCUCGCACUCGCAAUCGGUCCGGGAGCGCUUCAAGUGCAUUGUGCCGUAUCCGCCAAACAGCGAGUACGAGCUCGAGCUACGCGUCGGUGAUAUCGUGAUGGUGCACAAAAAGCGCGACAAUGGGUGGUACAAAGGGACGCACGCCCGUUCCGGCAAGACGGGACUCUUUCCGGCUUCGUUUGUCGAGCCGGACAUCUGA
Messenger RNA from Anopheles cruzii, 3000 nucleotides. It is a transcript of the gene POSH, whose product is annotated as E3 ubiquitin-protein ligase SH3RF3. Lineage: Eukaryota; Metazoa; Arthropoda; Insecta; Diptera; Culicidae. The transcript has 10 exons. Gene Ontology annotation, molecular function: protein binding; metal ion binding. The record is from RefSeq and is a predicted model, not a curated record. The coding region runs from base 1 to 3000 and encodes 999 amino acids.